UUCUCUAUCAUGAGCGGUUUUCGGUUUUUGAAUCUUGUCCGUCCUUUCCUGCCCAUCCUUCCAGAGGUCUCCUCGCCCGAUCGCAAAGUUCCAUUCAACCAAAAAGUAUUAUGGACGGCUGUUAGUCUUUUAAUUUUCUUGGUGUGCUCCCAAGUACCCCUCUAUGGAAUCAUGUCGUCGGACUCAUCGGACCCUCUGUACUGGUUGCGAACCAUCCUUGCCUCGAACCGUGGAACCUUAAUGGAAUUGGGCAUCAGUCCUAUCGUCACAUCUGGAAUGAUCAUGCAACUACUUGCCGGUGCGAACUUGAUUGAGGUCGAUUUCAGCUUGAAGGAGGAUCGUGCUUUGUUUUCGGGCGCGCAGAAACUUUUCGCUCUCAUCAUCUCGUUCGGCCAAGCGACCGUGCAUGUUCUCACAGGUCUAUACGGUCAACCAAAGGACCUCGGCGCAGGCGUCUGUCUUCUCCUCAUGAUCCAAUUAGUUGUCGCUGCCCUCAUUGUCAUUCUCCUCGAUGAGCUCUUACAAAAAGGCUACGGUCUUGGAUCCGGUAUCUCGCUCUUCAUUGCCACCAACAUCUGUGAAUCUAUCGUUUGGAAAGCCUUCUCGCCUACUACUGUCAACACGGGACGUGGCCCAGAAUUUGAAGGUGCUAUUGUCGCGCUGUUUCACCUUUUGUUCACCUGGAAUGAUAAGGGUCGUGCGCUGCGUGAGGCUUUCUGGAGAGAUCGCCUCCCCAAUGUUAUGAACCUCAUCGCCACCAUUAUUGUCUUCGCCGCUGUCAUUUAUCUUCAAGGUUUCAGGAUUGAAAUUCCUGUCAAGAGCAACCGAUUCCGCGGUCAACGUGGCUCCUAUCCCGUUAAAUUAUUUUACACUUCAAACAUGCCUAUCAUGUUGGAGUCCGCGUUGACGUCAAAUGUCUUCAUCAUCUCGCAGAUGCUCGCCUCUAGGUUCCCUAGUAACUUCUUCGUAAAGCUUUUGGGUGUUUGGGAGCCCCUGGAAAACUCACCUCAACUUGCAGCCACCUCCGGCAUCGCGUAUUACAUGUCCCCGCCUCAUGACUUGAAAGAGGCUAUCCUCGAUCCUAUCCAUACCGCCGUCUACAUCACCUUCAUGCUUUCUGCCUGUGCGCUGUUCUCCAAGACAUGGAUAGAAGUAUCCGGCUCCGGGCCCCGAGAUGUCGCCAAACAGCUCAAGGAUCAACAAAUGGUUAUGGCUGGUCACCGAGAGGGCUCUAUGUACAAGGAGCUGAAACGUGUCAUCCCCACCGCCGCUGCAUUCGGUGGCGCUAUUCUUGGUCUUCUAUCUGUUGCUGCCGAUUUAAUGGGUGCGAUUGGAAGUGGAACUGGUAUUCUGAUGGCCGUCACCAUUAUCUAUAGCUACUGGGAGACAGGUAUGAGGGAAUCCGGAGGCCCGGAAAUGGCUGCUCUCGGAGAUCUGCUGUAAUUUUAUCGUAGUAGUGAAUGGAGUAAAAAUGAGAAUGGGCGCUCCUACAGAAAGUUCGUUAUUACCCGGGCGUGGAACUUGGUCUUUUACGGGCGUUUCCUUUGUAAAAUUGCGUGAUUUCUGACCACAGACUGAUGACCUAAUACUUUGUCAUGUCAUUGAGAUCAUCAGUUGCUCGC
Messenger RNA from Guyanagaster necrorhizus, 1622 nucleotides. Its product is annotated as SecY protein. Gene Ontology annotation, cellular component: membrane. NCBI's taxonomy places the organism in Eukaryota, Fungi, Basidiomycota, Agaricomycetes, Agaricales, Physalacriaceae. The record is from RefSeq and is a predicted model, not a curated record. The transcript has 8 exons. Gene Ontology annotation, biological process: protein transport. The coding region runs from base 10 to 1443 and encodes 477 amino acids.